Molecule: messenger RNA, 1197 nt
Organism: Epithele typhae
Lineage: Eukaryota; Fungi; Basidiomycota; Agaricomycetes; Polyporales; Epitheliaceae
Exons: 4
Coding region: 1-1197 (398 amino acids)
Source: RefSeq, a predicted model, not a curated record
AUGUGCCCUAGUAGACGCGUAGUUGGAAUGCUGCCCCAGAAAGUUAGCGUCGUCUUUAACACAGGCUCUUUCACCCUCAAGUUCACGACGUACAAGUUUAUCCGUGCCAAGAGUUCUACCUUCGUGGAGGGAAACAUGACUGGAGCGGGUGUUGAUCCCGUCAUAAACAGCGACUACGUCCCCACCUUCAGACCGGUGACUAAUAGCAUCACCGUAGGGAACAUCACCACUCAUAAUACGAGCCUCUUCACCAUCAUCGACCAAACGCCGAAGUUCAACCCUCCAUUCUUGUGGUUGGACAUGGGGAGCUUCUGGUCGGUGGUAUCAACGACACCCUGUGUGGAAGUAGGUUUUGAUUACUACUAUUCUUUCGUCACCCGGUUCAAUAUUCGCGAUCUCGUCUACAUUAACUUCGUCGACAACCCCAGUUUUUGGCAGACAGAUAUGUCGAGGAUAUCCAUCAACGAUCAGUCCGUCAGCAUCCUCUAUGCCCCGCUCACCAUCGUCGACUCGGGCACGUCCGGCAUCGUCUUCACGGCGGACGUCGUCGGGUUCAUAAACGCCUUCAUUUCGCCUUUGAUCCAACCUUUUGCCGCGGGGUCUGCGAAAUCGACAGCCCUGACGUCGACCGACAUCAACAGCAACCCGUUCAAAACUUCAACCUCAAGCUCGGGGCUCAACAUCGGCCCAUUCGAGAGCGACCCGUCGACUGCCAGCCUCGGCCCCGCAGGCAGUCAACCUUGCUCCUCGAGCCCGAGCGAAGCCUUCCUCGCCCACCUCGACGGGCCUGGCGCGCGCGAGGUCGUCGUCAAGAUCGUUGAGCAGUACGGCGUGGACGUGCACGCCCUCGUAGAGGCUGGGCCCGCCCCGCCCGGAUACGCCGUACCGCGGGCACCAGCUGGUAGAAAUGCUGGAGCGCGUCGGAGGCAGAGGGGUGCGCGCGCCUGCGAUGCAGUGCGCAGGAAGCUGCAACUGCAUACGACCUUCGCCCGGAAAACGUCUUCGUCUUCGACGGAUGAGAGCGGAUUGGGGCGGAGGACGGGACGGGGAGAGGGGACGGCGGGAGAGAUGCGGUACCCUUAUGACAUCUCGAUGAUGGCAUAUGCGCAUAUUCCGGGAGCGGAGGGAUAUGCGCUCAUCGCACCGGAGCACGGCGAGCAGUGGGUGGCGGCGCUCGCGCCGAAGAGAGGCGAGUGA